Molecule: messenger RNA, 4136 nt
Organism: Exaiptasia diaphana
Lineage: Eukaryota; Metazoa; Cnidaria; Anthozoa; Actiniaria; Aiptasiidae
Product: synaptonemal complex protein 1
Exons: 39
Coding region: 1-3810 (1269 amino acids)
Biological process (GO): lateral element assembly; chiasma assembly; meiotic DNA repair synthesis
Cellular component (GO): male germ cell nucleus; central element; synaptonemal complex
Molecular function (GO): double-stranded DNA binding
Source: RefSeq, a predicted model, not a curated record
AUGCAAACACAGAAUCAGCAAAAACAACACAUUAAUCAGCCAUUUUUCAAGACUUCAACAUCGGCCACCUCCUACUUUUUGAAUUUUAACAAUGGAAAUGGCAACAAUAGCAGGYCACCUUCUCAAGUUUCUGUUGCUGCUCCKCCUGCACCACAACAACAGCAGCAACAUAUCAAUGUCAGACCACUCAACUCCCAGGGAGAUACAUUCUUUCGUCCAACAACUCCAGCUCGUCAAAUUCAAAGGGAUAGAGAGACAGAAAAAGAAAAAACACAGACUCCUGAGAGACUGCAAUCUCUUCAUUCAAAGCUUCACCAUGAGGCAGAAAAAAUAAGACGAUGGAAAACAUCUACAGAAAUGGAACUAAAAGAAAAGGAAAGAAAAAUCCUUGAAACUUCUCAAACAAUAGAUGCACAAAAGAAGUCAAUCAUUGAGCUUCAGUUACAAAAUGAAAGCCUCAGUUCAAAGCUGCAAGAACAGAUAGCAAAUCGUGAAGAAGUAGAGCACAAAAUCCUUGCCACUCGUGAUAUGUGCAAUGCCUUGAAAAACCACAUAGCAUCUGUAGAAGAGAACUUAUGCAAAGGAGAGCAAGAUCGUAAUGAGCUAAUGUUUAUUGAAAAGCAAAGAAUGGAGCAAUAUCAGGAAAUGGUUGAAAAGUUCCAGAAACUAGAAAUUGAGCAAAACAACAAGUUCAAAGAAAUUGAUGCAGAGAUGACUGAUAAGGAGGACCAGUUCACAAAAAUGACAAUGGAAUCAGAGCAAAAGCUUAAUGAUGCUACAGAAGAGAUGGUACACGAUCUGAGCUUUUUUCGUGAUGGUUUGCUUUUUCAAAUAACAGAGACAGAAAAAGAAAAAACACAGACUCCUGAGAGACUGCAAUCUCUUCAUUCAAAGCUUCACCAUGAGGCAGAAAAAAUAAGACGAUGGAAAACAUCUACAGAAAUGGAACUAAAAGAAAAGGAAAGAAAAAUCCUUGAAACUUCUCAAACAAUAGAUGCACAAAAGAAGUCAAUCAUUGAGCUUCAGUUACAAAAUGAAAGCCUCAGUUCAAAGCUGCAAGAACAGAUAGCAAAUCGUGAAGAAGUAGAGCACAAAAUCCUUGCCACUCGUGAUAUGUGCAAUGCCUUGAAAAACCACAUAGCAUCUGUAGAAGAGAACUUAUACAAAGGAGAGCAAGAUCGUAAUGAGCUAAUGUUUAUUGAAAAGCAAAGAAUGGAGCAAUAUCAGGAAAUGGUUGAAAAGUUCCAGAAACUAGAAAUUGAGCAAAACAACAAGUUCAAAGAAAUUGAUGCGGAGAUGACUGAUAAGGAGGACCAGUUCACAAAAAUGACAAUGGAAUCAGAGCAAAAGCUUAAUGAUGCUACAGAAGAGAUUGGAAAUCUUAAGGAAGAAGUGAAAGAAAAUCUCAAGAAAAUAUCUACUUUAACAAAGGAUCUGAGYGAGAUGGAAAAUGAGCGUGAUGACUUGAAGCGCAAAGAAGACAAUUUAAAGGAUCGAAUCAGUAAACUUGAUAGUGUAAUAACAUCCCAGAAAGUCAGGGUGGAGAAUACAGAAGARCUGCUUGAACAUAGUAAGAGAGAAACCAAAAAGGCACUUGAUGAGGUUGAUCAUUACAAGAAUGAAUUGGAGGAAUAUCAACAACUGGCUUCACAACAGCAGCAACAAUAUGCAUUAAUGGAGGAACAACAUUCUGAUUCUGUCGCUAAACUGAAUGAACACAUAUCAAAUCUMCAAGACGACAUCAACGAUAAGGAGCAAGUAAUUGUUGAGAGCGCAGAAACAUUGAAAAUAGUGCAAAAUGAAAGAGCAAAGUCAGAAAAAAACCUCAAUGACAUCAAGAAAAAGCAAGAAGUACUAGAAACGUACAAUGAAAUGCUUAGAAAGGAAAAGGAAACCUUCAAGGAAAAAUCGGAAGAUCUUGUAAAACAACUUUCAGUCGUAAUAGACGACAAAGAAAGGCUUUCAAACAUCGAGAUYCAGUUGAAACAUAAACAAGUGGAACUAGAGGGAACUGUUAAUAGCUUGAUUGACAAACUUCAAGAAACCGAAAAAGAAAUUCACGCUCAGAAACUCCAAACAGAACUGCUUCAUACAGAAAUUUCCGGAAAAGAGGAAAAAAUCGAAGAGCUCAAUGAAGCAAUCAAGCAAUAUGGAAUUCGCGAGAAAGAAUACAUCAAAGACAAAAAGGAGAUCCAAGGGAUACUGAAGAACAACACAUCUGCAAAUGCAACUCUUCAAAACGAUCUUAAGAAAUCAAAGGCCAUACAAGGAAAACUUGAGGAAGAUAAGAGUAUUCUUGAAGAAGAAGUUUCCAAUUUAAAGUCUACUCUUGAAGAUAAGGAAGCAGAGUUAUUGAAAUUGCAAGAAGAAAUGGAAGAAUUGAAUUCAACAAAUGAUUCACUUAAGAAAGAUCUUCAAAACCUUAAUGACUACAUCGAAGAACAACAAAAUAAGGCCAACGUCCAUAUGGAAAAGCAAGACCUUGAUUCUAAGAAUUUAAAAAAGUCUCUGGAUGACAAAGAAAAACAGGCAAAYUCCCUUGAGAAAAAGUCUGAAAAUAUGCAGACGCAGCUCAGUGCAAAGUCUAAYCAAAUCAAGGAACUUCAACAAGAGAUUAAAAGCUUCAAGAGUAAAGUCACCUCACAGUCAAAACAAGUCGAAAAACUUGAAAAGAAACUUAACGAAGUACAAGAGGAAAAAGAAGAUAGCAAUGAAUCAAUGAUAUCAUUGAAAGAAAAGAAUGAAAGUUUAAUUAAAGAACUGGAACACAGUGAGAAAAAGGCAAAAGAACUUGAAGAAGAGGCCAAAAAAUUAAGAAAUGAAACAAGUCGAGCUUCGAAAGAGAAAGAUGAAGCGAAAAAACUCUUUGAACAACAAAUGGCUGAGCUUUGCUCCACCCUUGAAAAGUACAAGAUUGAAAACGAACGUAUUGUUGCGCAGAAAGACAAAGAACUCGAAUCAGUGCGCCAAAAGCUCAAAGACGAAUCUAGCCAGAUUCAAGAAYAGAAGGUCCGUGAGUUAACUGAAAAAAUUACGAUCCUUCAAAGACAGCUUGAGAGUGCAAGCGAUGACAAGAAAAAGGAUGGUACUGCUUUGGAAAAAGAACGAGAGAGCACCAGCACACUGAAGAGAUGCAUGACAGACGAGAAGGUUCCUAAAACACCAGAUGUUUCCACUAAAGAGCCAAAUAAAGCUCUCCGUACACCUUUGGCCGAUUUAAAAAAGACACCACAAAGUUGUUUACCUCCGAGCAGCAUAAAAAGCAUUCUUAAGCUUCAGUCCAGCGGUCCCAAGAAAAGACGCGUUGUWUUUGCAGAAUCGGAUGAAGAAUUACCAUCAUCAUCCUCUGAUGAAGAAAUAUGUUUGGUCAAAAACAAAAACGAUAAUGAAGAAGCCAUUUUAAAAACUACCAUGAAGACUGACAUUCCUACUCGUGCCGUGAAGCCAAAUGUAAGGCAAUCUCCUAAGCCAGCUUCAUGGAAAUGCGAACAGGUAACCAAGACCGUCAACUCAGAGACGUUGAAGAAUAAAGURAAACCUUUAAAGCCUGUCCCGAGAGGAAGACCAGUACAGAAACAGAAAAAAAAGAUGAAAGUCAAUAAAGAUGAUACGGAAGAGCUUACAAAAUUUAAAGAACUUUUUCCAGAAAUUAAGGAUGUGAAACAUUUAUCGACAAAGACCAAUCUAUCAAGAAGUCACACAGAUAAGAAGAAAACGACUCCCUUUAAACCCAAAAUUAAGGAAAUCAAGGCAUUGGACAAGAAGAUGAUAUCCGAUGAUAUCCUUGGCUGGUUUGAAUUUGAUGAAUAACAUGAUUUAAAGUUUUAUUUUGAAAGUAUAUUUUUCUUCUCAAGCCAUUCACAGAUCCAUGCAGGACACAUUAUAACMCUUUAAGACAUGUGAUUUUAUACAUAGCCAAAGUAGCAAAUGUAGCCGGGYAUGUAAGAUCUCUAAGAUCUUUAUUUUGUACCGCUGUAUCUCAAUUUUUUUCUUUACCUUUUGAGUGUUCAAGUAACCUUAUGAAAAUAAACUUUAAAUCUGAGCGUUUCACUUUUGUGGACAUGAGGMUUAAGGGACAGUCUGUCACGGCGUCCUCACGACCUCUUUACAUGGAAAUCAAUUCCAUAAGUGUUAAC